This is a messenger RNA of Aureobasidium musti, 837 nucleotides long. NCBI's taxonomy places the organism in Eukaryota, Fungi, Ascomycota, Dothideomycetes, Dothideales, Saccotheciaceae. The record is from the annotation of a GenBank genome assembly.
UAUUCGGAUAGUGUCUGGCCGGCGCUGCCUGAUCAGGGGGAAGCAGGGGAUGAGCCUUCGCCGGGACCGGCCAGCACACCUGCAACAGGCAUCGGCGCACUUGCAUGCUGCACCAUCGCGCCCAAAGCGUCUUCAGAAUACAACACCAAGGGUGACUUCAUCGAGUUCGAUGGCUUUAGAACUNNUUAUUGUAUAGACAAAACAGGACCUUCGUCUGCCAAGAAGGCUAUUUUGAUCGUCUAUGACAUCUUUGGAUCCAGCCCUCAGUCUCUGCAGGGCGCUGAUCUGCUCGCAUAUACNAAUGAGAAGGAGCAGUACCAAGUUUACGUACCUGACUUCCUCCUUGGACAAUAUGCAGACCACACCUGGUUCCCUCCAGACACUGCCGAGAAGGACCAAGCUAUGGGUGCAUUUUUUUCAGGGCCUGCUAACCCUAUCACUACCGUCCAGAGAAUUCCAGCUCUUGUGCAAACCAUCAGCAGUGGAUCUUCUGGUUCGAUUGAGUCUUGGGCACUCCUGGGCAAAUGCUGGGCGNNGAAAGGUAUUCCCAGUAUGCCAACAGAUCUACAAUGCAGUCUGAUUGUCUCGUUCUCUUGCGGAUACGGCACCCCUUUCAAAGCCGCCACUGAAGUCCAUCCGUCGAUGAUCGAUCCUAAAGAUGCUCCCGGCAUUGAGAUCCCUAUCGCCAUUCUGGCAUUGGGUGACGAGAACGCAGACGAUGUGAAGAACUUUGUUGAAGCUCUCAAGGUGCCUCACUAUGCAGAAACAUUCACGGAUCAGGUUCACGGUUGGAUGGCCGCCCGCAGCGAUCUUGUUGACCAGCGUUCGAAAGCCGAA